Haliotis rufescens (red abalone) is the source of this 1314-nucleotide messenger RNA. RefSeq names its product dnaJ homolog subfamily B member 13-like. The record is from RefSeq and is a predicted model, not a curated record. The coding region runs from base 70 to 1023 and encodes 317 amino acids. Lineage: Eukaryota; Metazoa; Mollusca; Gastropoda; Lepetellida; Haliotidae. Gene Ontology annotation, molecular function: protein-folding chaperone binding. The transcript has 7 exons. Gene Ontology annotation, cellular component: cytosol.
GCUAAGCAACCCGCCAUAUUGGGAGUAUACAAACAAGGGUCCCACUCGGAAAGUGACAGAAGUGUCAAGAUGGGAGUGGAUUAUUACAGUAUUCUCGGGCUGACGCGAAGUGCAAGCGACGGUGAUAUAAAGAAACAUUUCCGGAAAUUAUCGCUGAAAUAUCAUCCAGAAAAGAAUACUAAUGACCAGAAUGCAACAGACAAGUUCAAGCAAGUUGCGGAGGCGUAUGAUGUGCUCUCGGAUCCUCGCAAAAGAGCUACGUAUGAUCAGUUCGGUGAGGAGGGACUGAAGAACGGCGUUCCGUCCGGCAGUGGGGAGGCCGGAGCGUGGACCCAGGGCUACACCUUCCAUGGCAAUUCUGAAAAAGUCUUCCGAGACUUCUUUGGGGGAGACAACCCAUUCCAAGAAUUCUACGAUCGUGUUGAUGGAGACCUCAGCAUGGGCUUUGGAGGCCUCCAAGGUCGAGGUCGCAAGAAGCAAGAUCCACCAAUCGAGCGCGACCUGUACCUAUCACUCGAGGAGGUGUUCCAUGGCUGCACGAAGAAGAUGAAAAUAUCUCGGAGGGUGAUGAACGAAGAUGGCCACACCUCCAGCAUCAGAGACAAAAUCCUCACCAUCACCGUGAAGCGGGGAUGGAAGCCGGGUACCAGAAUCACCUUCCCCCAGGAGGGGGACCAAGGACCCAACAAUGUGCCAGCCGAUAUAGUUUUCAUCGUGAAAGACAAGCCCCAUCCUCGUUUCCGUCGUGAGGGUAUCAACCUGAUCCACACAGCUAAAGUGCCUCUGGGGAAAGCCCUGACUGGCUGUUCCGUGGAGAUCCACACCCUGGAUGAGAGAAUCCUCCACAUUCCUAUCAAUGACAUUGUCAAACCGGGCUACAAAAAAGUAGUUCCAGACGAGGGCAUGCCCAUCUCAACAGACCCAUCAGAGCGUGGGGAUCUCAUCAUAGACUUUGACAUAGUGUUUCCCCAGUCUCUCACACCCGACAAGAAGGAUCUCGUCAAGGCUGCGCUCUUACACUAAACAUGUCACUUUCAUGGGUGGGAAAGAGAUUUAUUAAAGAAAUACAUUAAUUUUGGGUCAUUUACGUCAAAUACGAAGUCAUCUACUAAACAUGUAAAUGCGGUUUCAACUAAGUUAUACAAACAAUACCAUUUCCUGUUUUGGAUGUGCUGUGUCAAAGUGAUGGAAGCAACAUGUCUUGAACAACUUUCCAAAACCUUCUCAGUAUACAUGUUCCUGUUUGAUAUGUAGAUUUAUUUUUACUGUACAUACUCCAACAUUUGUAAAUAAAAACCUUGAGGUACCUAUCUA